UCGUGCCUGAUCCCGAGCCUCAUCCAGCGCGCCAGCAGCCUCACCGGCCAGGAACCCGGAAGCAAGGGUAUCAAGCCGGGGCAAGUUGCGGCAACGACUGACAGGGACAACUUCAUCAACUUCUGCGAGGGCAAGACCCUCACCAACGGCCAGCAGCUCGCCGGCGGGUCCUGCAACGGCAUCCCCAUGGGCAGCCUCCCCUCGGCGCAGAACAUGAUCUCGGCCGUCAUCACCAACCCGCGGCCCGGAGACCGGCUGGCGGCCGGUGUCGGCUUCAACAUCACGGUGCAGACGGUCCACCUGCGGGCCGGCCUCUUCGCCAACCCGGCGACCAACUACUACACGGCGCCGCAGGAGCUCGACCUCGCCGGCGACGUCUACGGGCACUGCCACGUCACGAUCCAGGACAUCGGCUCCAUGACGACGGCGACGCCGCCGGACGCGAGCAAGUUCGCCUUCUUCAAGGGCAUCGACGACGCCGGCAACGGCAACGGCCUGCUGACGGCCCGCGUCGACGGCGGGCUGCCCCCCGGCGUGUACCGCGCGUGCACCAUGAUGUCGGCGACGACCCACCAGCCCGUCGUGAUGCCCGUCGCCCAGCGCGGCGCGCAGGACGACUGCACGAGGUUUGAGGUC
This is a messenger RNA of Colletotrichum navitas, 636 nucleotides long. RefSeq lists its product as uncharacterized. Lineage: Eukaryota; Fungi; Ascomycota; Sordariomycetes; Glomerellales; Glomerellaceae. The record is from RefSeq and is a predicted model, not a curated record. The transcript is spliced from 2 exons. The annotation marks the transcript as partial.